Dendrobium catenatum is the source of this 1706-nucleotide messenger RNA. Its product is annotated as ribose-phosphate pyrophosphokinase 1. Gene Ontology annotation, biological process: 5-phosphoribose 1-diphosphate biosynthetic process; purine nucleotide biosynthetic process; ribonucleoside monophosphate biosynthetic process. The record is from RefSeq and is a predicted model, not a curated record. Lineage: Eukaryota; Viridiplantae; Streptophyta; Magnoliopsida; Asparagales; Orchidaceae. Bases 191 to 1405 code for a protein of 404 amino acids. Gene Ontology annotation, molecular function: ribose phosphate diphosphokinase activity; magnesium ion binding. Gene Ontology annotation, cellular component: cytoplasm; ribose phosphate diphosphokinase complex. The transcript is spliced from 9 exons.
UUUGAGGAAAUCAAUUUUCCUCGAAAUUUUCCUUCCGCGUUGCAAAAUCAAGUUCGUUCGUAUAAGGUAGGCCAGAAACUUGACGGCGUCUUCCCGCCGGGGAACUCGAAACCCUCGAUAUAGAACAGGAACUCAAGAAGGGUAGGGAGACGAACUCAGCUCACCGCCAGAGAGAGGGAGAUAGUGAGGAAUGGCCUCCUUGGUGUUUUCGGGCUCCUCAUCUACCUCGAUCUCUCGUCCUUCUCCACUUUCUGCAUCUCCCGCACAAAGCCAUCCUUUGCGAUGCCGGGUUUCUUUUGCAACUUUCUUAACAGCGCGAUGCCAAAUGGUGGAGCCGCUGAGGCAUGCGAACGGAGCCCUUCCGCGCAUUCCUAUCAUUAACGAUCAAUCGUUGCCUAGUUUCUUAACAGUGCCGCGUGGCCUCGAAGGCGGAAGUAAGAACGACACAAGGCUGCGAAUUUUCUCCGGAACUGCUAAUCCUGCUCUAUCUCAGGAAAUUGCAAAUUACUUGGGUUUAGGACUUGGAAAAAUUAAGAUUAAGAGGUUUGCAGAUGGAGAGAUUUAUGUUCAGUUGCAGGAGAGUGUAAGAGGAUGUGAUGUGUUUCUAGUGCAGCCAACGUGCCCCCCAGCAAAUGAGAAUCUUAUGGAGCUUUUGAUUAUGAUUGAUGCAUGCCGUAGAGCGUCUGCUAAGAAUAUCACUGCAGUUAUACCAUAUUUUGGCUAUGCUAGGGCAGAUAGAAAGACUCAAGGGCGCGAGUCCAUUGCUGCAAAACUUGUUGCAAAUUUGAUAACUGAAGCUGGUGCAAACCGUGUGCUUGCAUGUGAUCUUCAUUCUGGACAGUCAAUGGGAUACUUUGAUAUUCCAGUUGAUCACGUUUAUGGCCAACCUGUUAUCCUUGAUUAUCUGGCGAGCAAGACCUUUUGCUCAAAUGAUCUAGUCGUGGUCUCUCCUGAUGUUGGUGGUGUUGCACGGGCACGGGCUUUUGCAAAGAAGCUAUCAGAUGCACCUUUAGCCAUUGUUGAUAAAAGACGUCAAGGUCACAAUGUUGCAGAGGUGAUGAAUCUAAUUGGAGAUGUAAGGGGUAAAGUUGCUGUUAUGGUGGAUGAUAUGAUUGAUACAGCUGGCACAAUUGCUAAAGGUGCAGCUUUAUUGCAUGAAGAGGGUGCAAGAGAGGUCUAUGCUUGCAGUACGCAUGCUGUUUUUAGCCCUCCGGCAAUUGAGAGGUUGUCAAGUGGUCUAUUUCAGGAAGUGAUUAUCACAAACACUAUUCCAGUUUUGGAGAAAAAAGGUUUUCCUCAGCUUACGGUACUUUCAGUUGCAAACCUUCUUGGAGAAACCAUAUGGCGUGUUCAUGACGAUUGCUCUGUCGCAUAUGAACCCUAUUCCAGCUUAGACAUUGAUUGAUCUCUUUCUUGGUGAAAUAUGGUGGCUUCCUUACCAGUUUUCUUCCCCUAUGGUUCUGAUAGUUGCUUGGCAUAACAUUUGUUAUAAUAGUGUUUAUUUUGCAAGUGGACCGGGGGCUUCAAGCCUUAUGAACAGUGCUAAUCAUUUCUCUGCAUCUAGUUCCAUGAAAUAGAACUAAUCAUGUUAUAGAAAACCAUGCACUUGAUAUUUAAAAUGAGUGAUGCAAUUCAAUUGUGCUGCUUUGACUUCUGUUUAUGUACUGAAAUUUUACAUGCAUGAAUAAAUAGUCGCGCUUUGUAAA